This is a messenger RNA of Cannabis sativa, 995 nucleotides long. RefSeq lists its product as uncharacterized. The coding region runs from base 154 to 696 and encodes 180 amino acids. NCBI's taxonomy places the organism in Eukaryota, Viridiplantae, Streptophyta, Magnoliopsida, Rosales, Cannabaceae. The record is from RefSeq and is a predicted model, not a curated record. Gene Ontology annotation, cellular component: membrane; signal peptidase complex. The transcript has 8 exons. Gene Ontology annotation, molecular function: serine-type endopeptidase activity.
AAAAAAAAAAAUUAUAUUUUAAAAUUAUUUAUGUUUCCAUAAUUUAAAGAAUAUUGGCCAAAAAAAAAACACGAUUUACAGUGAAACGGACGCAUGCGAAACGGCCCUGGAGUUUAGAAGAAGACGAAGGCCGAGAAAAUUUUCCCAAGAAAAAUGGGUUGGAUUGCCGAUUCAAUCGACUCAAUCAAGUCCAUUCAGAUCCGCCAGCUCCUCACUCAGACAGUCAGUCUUGGCUUGAUCGUUACUUCUGCGCUUAUAAUAUGGAAGGCAUUGAUGUGCAUGACCGGCAGUGAAUCACCUGUUGUAGUUGUUCUGUCUGGAAGCAUGGAACCGGGCUUCAAGAGGGGGGACAUUUUGUUCUUACACAUGAGUAAGGAACCUAUUCGUGCAGGGGAGAUUGUUGUUUUUAAUGUUGAUGGCCGUGAAAUUCCAAUUGUGCAUCGUGUCAUCAAGGUUCACGAGCGAAAAGAUACUGGAGAAGUUGAUGUCCUAACAAAAGGAGAUAAUAAUUAUGGGGAUGACAGGCUUUUGUAUGCUCAUGGCCAACUCUGGCUUCAGCGGCACCAUAUCAUGGGCAGAGCUGUAGGGUUCUUACCUUAUGUUGGCUGGGUAACUAUUAUUAUGACCGAAAAACCCAUUAUCAAGUACAUUCUCAUCGGCGCUUUAGGGUUGCUUGUUAUAACUUCAAAGGACUAAAUGAAGCAAUUUCUUGGCGUGGGUCAAGCCAAGUAAUUUUACCAGACCAUGGCCUGGCCUGGGGUAACUCGAGUUUUAGAUUAUUACUGUCUUUUGUUAACCACCCAGGUUGAUUUAGAGAUAUAAUAGCACAAAUGUUGGUAGAUGUUUCUAGUUCUGUUAGUUUCCCCCUAUUGCCUGUUGUUGGAUUCUUAUUUAAUCAGAUCAGAAGCCUCACAUAUUAUAACUUGGGUUAGUAAAUGGUUUAUCGUGUUACUUAUAACUUGGUCCUUAUCAAGAAAAAGAGGGGUUUUGCUUCA